AUGCCACCUUGUGAUGAAAGUGGUAUCUCAGGGGGAAAGGAUGGAGUGCUACUGUACUACAAGUAUGUGCCGAUUUCAGACGUUCCAUUGAUCGUGAAGUGGUAUGAAGACCUGUGCACGAGCCUGGGACUGGUUGGCCGAAUCAGGGUUUCUCCGGAGGGAGUCAAUGUAACGAUCGGUGGCUCAACGGUUGCCCUGGAGGAACACAUUGAGCAAGUUUGCAGCCACCCGAGCCUUGGCAGCUGCGACUUCAAGGUCGCGCACUGCGUCGAGCCGCUCCUGGCGAACCCGGUCCUGGUGCAAGAGUGCGGCUUCGAAUCUCUCUCCGUGCGUGCAGUAAAGGAGGUCGUUUCCCUUGGAAAUGUCGCGUCUCAUGCCACUUCUGCGGUGGCGGGAACCCACCUAUCCCCUACCGACUUCCACCAGCACCUCUUGGCAGCAGCAACUAGACAAGCAGAAGACGUAGGCCGUCCCAGCGGCGGGGUCGUAGUCCUUGAUGCAAGGAAUGUGUAUGAGACGAGGAUUGGGCGCUUUCAGCAGCUCCCAGGCGUCGAGUUCUGUGACCCGCGCAUUCGGCAGUUCAGCGACCUGCCAGCCUGGCUGGAUGCAAACGAGGACCGGCUUCUAAACAAGCAUGUCUACAUGUACUGCACCGGCGGCGUCCGCUGCGAGCGCGCCUCCGCAUACCUGCGCGUCAAGGGCCCCGGAUUCCGGAACGUGUACCAGCUCUCGGGCGGCAUCCAGCGCUAUCUCGAGGCUUUUCCCGAAGGUGGCCUCUUCGCUGGGAAGAACUUCGUGUUCGAUCCGAGAGUCGCUGUUGGAAGCACGAACAAACGCAAGGUCGGCCGCUGCCUGCUGUGCCAAUCGCCCUUUGACGACUACUCCCCCCGCUGCCGCUGCUCCCAGUGCCGCCUGCUCGUGCUCGUGUGCGGCGACUGCCGGGAGAGAACGGAGUCUGCGGCGUACGUGUGCGAGCUGUGCCAGGAUGCUGGAGCGGAGACCCGUGCAGCAUUUGGGAACGAGAGUGGGGUGAGAGUGUCGGAGCUCGGAAAGGAACAAGUCACUGGGUCGGAGGUCGGAGAUGCUUCGUUGGGGGAUGAUCCCUCAGCGGUGGGGACUGGGUCGGAAACGGAAGUUCUGGAGACGGGGACCAGUGACGCGGACGGCCAGAAAGGCAGGGUGAUAGAUUCAAGCGUAGAAAGCGGCACUGACGCUUUUUCGGACAGGGUUUCCGGACGAGAAACCGGAAGCCAUGGGGAAGAGGCCCUGUCACGGAGAUCAGCGCCACAACGCCGGUUGCGAGUGCUGUGCCUGCACGGUUUCCGGCAGACGGGGCGGGGCCUGAAGGGGCGGCUGGCGGCCUUCCAACGGCAUCUCGGAGAUUUGCUAGAGCUUGUUUUUGUGGACGGACCCUUUGAGCUGCCCUGCGUGUACUAUCCGAAAGAACUAGGCGGGGGGAUAGCUGGCAGCGGCGAGGGGGAAGAGUCCGCAAAGAGCAGCACAGGUGGCGCAGGCGGGUUUGGAGUAGAAGGGGCUUGUGAGCGCACAAGAGGGGUAGACCGCGCGGAACGAGGGGCGGAGGGCCGGGUGCGUGAGCGGGAAGUGUCACCUCAAACGGAGGUGGCUUCGGGAGAACGGGAGUGCUCUACAGGCAAGGCAACCAGCUUUGCGGGUCUCAGUUCAGAUCCGCCGGCUUUCCACUCUGUGGUUCGGGUUUCCGGCAGCACGGAGUUGAAUAAACAGGCGUCGAAAGGCCCGUUUCCGAAGUUCGCGUGGUUGGUGUCCCCUGAGCAGCUGCUGGAGAUUGAGCGGUCGGGGGACAGCUCCGGGCCAGUCAAAGAAACGGCCGUUCCGGACACUCUUGGAGACGACGUGGACACGCGAACAUUUGCUGAGACGGCGGCCGUCGAGAUCCGACUAGAGGACAGUACCGCUGAGAAGGGGAAGGCUUUUGGCAGGAGUGAGGAGGCGGAUCAGAGAGCGGGUAAUGCGAAUUGGAGGCCGGCGUCUGCGCGAUUCGGACCGCUCCAGUACCUGACGCAGACCGCGGGAUGGGAGACGAGCCUGGCGCACCUGCGACGGCUCGUUUCAGAGCACGGCCCCUUCGAUGGGGUCCUCGGGUUCAGCCAAGGGGCCGCGGUAGCCGCCGCACUGUGCCGCUGUACGACAACUGCGGACGGGUUCGGUGACAAGAACGAGUCCACGUUUAGAUUUGCUGUCUUGUGCUCCGGGUUCCCCUCGCCAGCGGAAGGAACACAAGGUGUGGGUCCGCAGCGUAUUGAUCUUCCUUCCCUGCAUGUCUUUGGGAGCGUGAAGGGGAAUGAUAGACAGAUAGCGGCUGCUGAGAGCGAAAGGCUGGCGGAGCAGUUUGAGCCGAGACCUCGGGUCAUUGUACGACACAGUGCGGGGCACAUUAUCCCAGUCUCCAGAAGCCACGUUAAUCAAUACAGAUCCUUCUUUCUGAAGGCCUUGUGA
Molecule: messenger RNA, 2475 nt
Organism: Klebsormidium nitens
Lineage: Eukaryota; Viridiplantae; Streptophyta; Klebsormidiophyceae; Klebsormidiales; Klebsormidiaceae
Source: the annotation of a GenBank genome assembly